Messenger RNA from Leptopilina boulardi, 2514 nucleotides. It is a transcript of the gene Pgm2a, whose product is annotated as glucose 1,6-bisphosphate synthase. NCBI's taxonomy places the organism in Eukaryota, Metazoa, Arthropoda, Insecta, Hymenoptera, Figitidae. Bases 466 to 2289 code for a protein of 607 amino acids. Gene Ontology annotation, molecular function: phosphopentomutase activity; magnesium ion binding. The transcript is spliced from 9 exons. Gene Ontology annotation, biological process: purine ribonucleoside salvage; carbohydrate metabolic process. The record is from RefSeq and is a predicted model, not a curated record.
ACGUACGCGAGUGUAAUUUUUCAAUUCAUAAUAUUUUUCACUAUUUAACAAAAAGUAAUAAAAUUUCGUGAAUUUAAAAUUAUUAAUAUUAAUUUCUGUUGUUAUUGUUUUCAAACAGAAAGUUUUGAUAGAAAAGAUUAGAUUUCGUUUAUUUAAAAUCGCUUGAACUUGAUUUAUAAAUAAAGCCUUGAUUUUUACUUCAUGACGAUGUUUCGAGUUUUGUAAUUAGUUUAUGUUACACUGUCCCACGUGGAGGUUUAUCAUUUCUUACAACAAAUAUCCAGUGCUUAAGAAAUUGAUAAGGAAUUUAUGAUUAACAAAAAAUUUAUUCUCUUUAUAAAUUCUCGUCGAUUUAGUGAGUGAAAAAUAACAGCGAUUAUUUUACUUUCUUUUCAUUAAAAUAUAUUGAUAUAAAUUAUUAAUUUCAAAGGAUAAAUUAAUAGAGAGGGACAUUUUGGAAAAAAAAUGGCUCCUUUGAGUUCCGUGAAUACGGGAAAUCCGGAGCUUGAUGAAAAAAUUACCGAAUGGUUUAAAUGGAAUAAGGAUCCAAAUGCUGACGUUCAAAUACAGUCUCUAAUAAAGAAUAAUGAUACGGGAAAUUUAUUGAAAUUGUUCUUGAAACGACUUGAGUUUGGAACGGCUGGAAUUAGAGGUAGAAUGGGUCCUGGAUUUAAUCAAAUGAAUGAUUUGGUAAUUAUUCAGACUAGUCAAGGUCUUGCUAAAUAUUUAUUAGACACUGUUGGCAAUGUGGAAAUUAAAGGAGUCAUCUUGGGAUACGAUGGACGACAUAAUAGCAAAAGAUUUGCAGAACUAACGGCAUCAAUUUUUCUUAAUAAACAAAUAAAAGUCUAUAUGUAUUCAAAAGUUUGUCCAACUCCAUUUAUUCCAUAUGGAGUUUUAAAAUAUAAAUGUGGAGCCGGAAUAAUGAUAACGGCCUCGCAUAAUCCAAAAGAUGAUAAUGGCUAUAAAGUUUAUUGGGAGAAUGGUGCACAAAUUAUAUCACCGCACGAUAAAGGAAUACAAAAAUGUAUAUUGGAAAAUUUAGAACCGUUAGAUUCAUCUUGGAAUACAAAGGAAAUUUAUCAACAUUCAUUGUUUAAUGAUCCAUUGAAUGAUGUUUUAAAAGAAUAUUACAAUGAUCUUAAGAAUGAUGUUUUAUAUUCGAAUAUUAAUGAAAAUACAAUUCUCAAAUUCACUUAUACUGCAAUGCAUGGAGUUGGUUUUAAUUAUAUGUCGAGAGCUUUUGAAACUGCCAAUUUUAAGCCGUUCAUUGUCGUUGAAGAGCAAAAAGAUCCGGAUCCCGAAUUUCCAACAGUGAAAUUUCCAAAUCCAGAGGAAGGAAAAAGUGCAUUAAAUUUGAGUAUUGAAACGGCAAAUCGAAAUUCGUCUACAAUUAUUUUAGCAAAUGAUCCCGAUGCUGAUCGAUUGGCGUGUGCAGUAAAAGGAGAAAACAAUGAAUGGCAAAUUUUCUCCGGCAAUGAGCUUGGAGCACUUUUAGGAUGGUGGAUGAUGCACGUGUAUAAAGUUCGAUAUCCUGGCAAUAAUUUAGCAGAAACUUGCAUGUUGGCCUCGACUGUAUCGAGUAAAAUCCUUCAAUCGAUGGCUAAGAAAGAAGGAUUUCAAUUUGAAGAAACUUUAACAGGCUUCAAAUGGAUGGGAAAUAAAUCGAUUGAUUUAAUGAAAGAGGGAAAACAUGUUCUUUUUGCUUUUGAGGAAGCUAUUGGUUUUAUGUGCGGUCAAAAAGUUCUCGAUAAAGAUGGAAUUAGCGCGGGAACUCGUCUUGCCGAAAUGGCCGCCUAUCUUGAAACAAUGGGUCUUUCGUUACGUGAAAAAUUAAAUGAAAUUUACGCCGAAUAUGGUCAUCAUAUUAGCGAGAAUUCCUAUUGGAUUUGCCACGAGCAGGAAACAAUUAAAUGUAUUUUUGAGAGACUGAGAAAUUUUAAUGGAAAACCAAAUACAUAUCCAACAAGUAUUCUUGGAGAAAAGUAUCCGAUAAUUGGUGUAAGAGAUUUGACGACUGGUUACGAUAAUUCGAAACCUGAUAAUAAAGCGAUUUUGCCCAUAUCAAAAUCAAGUCAAAUGAUCACAUUCACCUUCAAAAAUGGCCUUGUUACAACUUUAAGAACAAGUGGCACUGAACCAAAAAUUAAAUAUUACAACGAACUUUGUGGAACUCCAUGUCAAAAGGACAUAAAAGUUUUGAAAAAUACAUUAAAGGAGAUGGUCGAUGCUAUUGUAUCGGAAUUCCUUCAACCAGAAUUAAAUUGCCUAAUACCUCGCAGUGAUUAAUAAUUAUCAAGAAGAUAAUUUCAACAUUCUAAUAAUAAUUUAUUGGAAAAGAAGACUCUUUCAUGGCUCGUGCUCAUAUAUACUUAAAAAUAAAAUCAUUAAAGUAGUUUCAUUACAUUAGAAAUUAUCUAUAGAUAUGCGAAAAAAAAAAUUAGUUUUUUCUUUAAUUGUAACUUCACUUUUUUACUAAAUGUAGUACAAUAAAUAAAAUUCUCCAAAUGAGAA